Messenger RNA from Trichomonas vaginalis G3, 1782 nucleotides. RefSeq names its product spectrin binding. The record is from RefSeq and is a predicted model, not a curated record. Gene Ontology annotation, molecular function: protein binding. Bases 1 to 1782 code for a protein of 593 amino acids. Lineage: Eukaryota; Parabasalia; Trichomonadida; Trichomonadidae. The transcript has a single exon.
AUGUCGGAGAAAGAGAUCAAACUAACUCAUUAUGAAAAAUUGAUGAGUAUUUUUACCGGAUAUAACGAUGUAUAUAAUGCAUUAUACAGGUUGAAAACAACAAAUGAAGAAGUUUUAAACUCAAUUUACAAAAAAAUUAAACAAAACCUGAUUGGUUCUUACAAUUUUUCACAAGAUAAAAUUAUAAAAGAUAUUUCCAAUCUUUCGAUAUAUAACAACUCUUACAUGAGGUCAUAUUUAGCUAUCACCAAACAAAUUGUAGACGAAUAUCAUCCAAAACAGGUCAAUAAAAUCAACAAAGUUUUUAACUACCUUUUCUAUAAAGAAUACAGUAUCGUUUUGAAUGAAAACAAGAAAAAAUGUUUUAAAAAAUAUGAAGAUUCUCAUUAUUCUUCUAAUAUUCAUGACCAAUAUACAAUUCACAAGUCAAUUAUGGACAAUGAUAAAAAAGCAUUGAUAGCUUUUACAGAAAGAGAAGGGUUUGAUGAAAAUCAAAGAGUAAAAAGCGAAUUAUAUCCAAAAAAUUCGAUAUCGUUACUUGAAUUAUGUUGCUACCAUGGAUCUGACGAUUGUUUUAAGUUCUUAAGAACAAAUUUUCAAUCAAAAAUCACCCGACAAUGUCUUCGAUUUUCAUUUUUGAGCGGGAAUCAAGAAAUUAUGAAUGAGUGCUUAAAAAUGUAUGAUCCAGAUCAGAAAUGCAUGAGAAAUGCGAUUAAAUCACAUAAUAUUGAUUUUGUUACAUAUUUGAUGAAUGAACACAACUUAAAAAUUGAUUUAGAUUGUUGCUGCUCUUACAAUAAUAUUCAAGCAUUUUUAAUUUAUUUGGAGCAAACAAAUGAUAUCAACACAUGUUUUGCUUAUUCUCCUAUUUUCUGUCUUUUACCACUCUUAGAAUAUUUUAUUUUAAAUGGUGCAAUUAUCAAUGCUAGAAAUCAAUACGGAUACACACCUCUUCAUUAUGCAGCCAGAGAUAAUAACAAAAAAUUAGUAGAACUCCUUAUUUCACAUGGUGCUGAUGUCAACAUAAUUAGAAUAGCAUCAAAACUUCUUCAUCAUGCCAUCAGAAAAAAUUACAUUGAAGUUGCCGAAAUUCUUAUUUCACAUGGUGCUGAUGUCAACGAUAAAUAUAUAUACGAAUACACACCUCUUCAUUAUGCAGCGAGUAAAAAUCACAAAGAAAUAGCUAAAUUAUUUAUUUCACAUGGUGCUGAUGUCAACGCUAAAGACGAAGAUGGAAACACACCUCAUCAUUAUGCAGGCAUAUAUAAUUAUAAUUGCCUAGAAAUGGUAGAUUUACUUAUUUCACACGGCGCUGAUGUCAAUGCUAAAAAUCAACACGGAUACAUCCCUCUUCAUUAUGCAGCGAGUAAAAAUCACAAAGAAAUAGCUAAAUUAUUUAUUUCACAUGGUGCUGAUGUCAACGCUAAAAAUCUAUACGAAUACACACCUCUUCAUUAUGCAGCCAGAGAAAAUAACAAAGAAAUAGCAGAACUACUUGUUUCUAAUGGUGCCGAUAUCAAUGCUAUAAAUAAAGACGGAUACACACCUCUUCAUCAUGCAGCCAGAGGAAAUAACAAAGAAAUUGUAGAAAUUCUUAUUUUACAUGGUGCUGAUAUCAAUACUAAAGAUAAAUCUAAAUUUGGAAGCACAGCACUUCAUCGUGCAGCCUUUGGAAAUUGCAAAGAAACAGCAGAACUACUUAUUUCACAUGAUGCUGAUGUCAACGCAAAAAAUCUAUAUGGAUUCACACCUCUUCAUAACGCAGCGAGACGAAAUAACUAA